Purpureocillium takamizusanense is the source of this 1845-nucleotide messenger RNA. RefSeq lists its product as uncharacterized. The transcript is spliced from 2 exons. Lineage: Eukaryota; Fungi; Ascomycota; Sordariomycetes; Hypocreales; Ophiocordycipitaceae. The record is from RefSeq and is a predicted model, not a curated record. The coding region runs from base 1 to 1731 and encodes 576 amino acids.
AUGAACGAGUCCUACGACGCCGUCGUCGUCGGCGCCGGGUGGUUUGGUCUGGCCGCUGCCAAAGCGUUCAGACAACUUCACCCAGACGCCAGAUUCGCCAUCCUCGAGUCCGCCGAGUCAUGCGGUGGAACAUGGUCAAAGAAUCGACUCUACCCCGGCCUAAAGUCAAACAACAUGGUUGGGACAUAUGAGUUUCCCGACUUUCCCAUGUUGGAAGAGACAUAUGGUGUCAAGCCCAACAGUCACAUCCCUGGAGCAGUUCUCCACCGCUAUCUCACAGACUUUUCAAAGCAUUUCGGCUUUUUCGAUCAGAUCCAGUUCAACACAUCUGUUAACUUGGUUGAACGCAAUGGAGAAGAUGGCUGGCGUCUCCAUGUUACCGCGCCAGAUGGAAGUCGAACGCUCGACACUGCCAAAUUAAUCCUAGCGACCGGUCUGACAUCAACACCAAAUAUCCCAUCGUACAAAAGCUCUGAGACUUUCGGCGCCCCAUUCUUCCAUGCAAAAGACUUCUGCAAGGAGGCACCCAACCUCAAGGUCAAAAACGCGGUAGUCGUCGGCGGAGCAAAGUCUGCCUACGAUGUAGCCUACGCCUUGGUCCAAGACGGUGCAGACGUCGAUCUGGUAGUACGCCCAACUGGAAACGGACCGGUGUGGAUCUCGCCAGCAUUUGUGACGCCCUUCAAAAAGAGGAUGGAUCAGCUGCUCAACAUCCGCUGGAUGACGUGGUUUAGCCCCUGCCCUUGGGGAGAUGCGGAUGGCUUCCCCCGUAUUCGACGAUUUCUACACGGGACUACCGUUGGCCGGUUCAUCGUGGACACAUUUUGGAAGGUCCUGAGUAGCGACGUCAUCUCCGCGAAUGCCUACGAUUCUCACCCGGAAUUGAAGAAGCUCAAGCCCUGGCACUCGGCAUUUUGGAUCGGAAGUGGCCUCAGCAUCCUCAAUUAUGAUAGUUCCCUUUUUGAUCUUGUCAAGCAGGGCAGGAUUCGCGUCCACAUAGAUGAUAUCGACCGGCUUGAACCCGGAAAGGUCCGUCUCUCUUCAGGCCACGAACUCGAGACAGAUGCCAUCAUUUGCUCAACAGGCUGGAAGAAAGAAUCGUCCAUCAGAUUUGCUGGCCUCGGUCAAGAGGGGCUAGGUCUUCCCUACUCAGCCUCUGAGAAGAAAGCGUUAAGCGAAAUCGCUGAUGCAAGGGUGCUGUCACUGUAUCCUCGGUUGAAGCACCAACCAAAGCUUAACACUCAGCCUAGGGAGGCGAGCCCGUUGCGAUAUUAUCGCUUCAUGGUUCCUUCUACAAUGAUUUCCUCUCGCAACCUUGCUUUCGCGGGAAUGAUCUCGUCGGUAAGCACAGCAACGUGCGCAACAAUCCAAGGCCAUUGGAUAGCCGCUUUUCUCGCCGGGAAGCUGGACCGCAUCUCUACAUCUGAGGCAGAGAUCAUGAGCGAGAUCAUGCUACACACGCAAUGGGGCAAAUGGCGCUACCCCUGUGGCUAUGGUGCUGACCUCCCCGAUUUUGUGUUUGAGGGGCUGCCUUAUGUCAAUAUGUUAAUGAAGGAUCUCGGUCUGAAGACGCACAGAAAGUCUAGCCGUUUUCGUGAGCUCACAUCUCCCUACCUCCCAGCCGACUUUCGUGGCUUAGUCGAGGAGUGGAAGAAGAUUCAUGGCAAUGAGGUUAAAGAGCCGCAAACGAAACCCGACAAGGAUAUUGUAACUACAGCUGUGGAGAUAUAGAGGCUGGCAGUACCGGGCGCGAGGGCGGAAGUUCAUGGAAUAUCACAUAAGAGAGAUCAUACUAGCAGAAGUGGGGCGGCCAGUAAUGAGAGAAUCGCUGUACGCGGAAGAGGG